Coturnix japonica (Japanese quail) is the source of this 5226-nucleotide messenger RNA. RefSeq names its product neutral cholesterol ester hydrolase 1 (gene NCEH1). Gene Ontology annotation, cellular component: membrane. NCBI's taxonomy places the organism in Eukaryota, Metazoa, Chordata, Aves, Galliformes, Phasianidae. The record is from RefSeq and is a predicted model, not a curated record. Gene Ontology annotation, molecular function: carboxylic ester hydrolase activity.
GGCGGCGGCUGCGCGGGCGCGUUGAAGGCCGGCACCAGCAGGCAGCGUUACCGCACACGCAGCCGGUGGAUCGGGGCUUCCUCCGGCGGAGGCCGCUCCCCGCGGGGCGAUGCGGGCCGCCUGGGUGCUGCUGGCGGCGCUGACCGCCCUGUCCGCUUAUUACAUCUACCUGCCGCUGCCCGGCACAGUGUCGGACCCGUGGAAGCUGAUGCUGCUUGAUGCCACCUUCAGAGCGGUGCAGCAGACGUGUCACUUUAUUCACUAUCUGAGACUCAGCCAUCACUUGAUAGUUCUGAAUUAUUUGAUUUGUACGUUUGACAAGCUGAAGUCUGUCUCUUCUGAACCCAUUAACAUUACGGAUGUUGUUUUUGAUGGUGUGGAAGUCAGAGUGUUUGAACCUCCUGCAAAGGAAGAUGAACCCCUGAAGCGCAGCGUUGUUUACAUCCAUGGAGGCGGCUGGGCCUUGGCAAGUGCAAGAACGAGCCUUUAUAACAACCUCUGCAGAGUCAUGGCCGAAUCUCUCAAUGCUGUAAUUGUCUCAAUUGAAUACAGGCUGGUACCAGAGGUGUGCUUCCCUGAGCAAUUCCAUGAUGCUCUUCGUGCUACAAAGCAUUUCUUGCAGCCUGAUGUCUUAGCUGAGUAUUCAGUUGACCCAAAUCGAAUUGCAAUUUCUGGUGAUAGCGCAGGAGGAAAUUUGGCUGCUGCUGUGUGUCAGCAGCUUAGCAAGGAUGAGCAUUUGAUCAUCAGACCAAAACUGCAGGCAUUAAUUUACCCAGUCCUUCAGGCAUUUGACUUCAAUACACCUUCAUAUCAGCAGAAUAUGAAUAUGCCUGUUCUUCCUCGUUAUGUCAUGAUUAACUACUGGAUAGAUUAUUUCAAUGGUAAUUACGACUUGGCUCACUCGCUGCUGAUUAACAAUCACACUGCUCUUGAUGUACAUCAAGCUCUGGCUUUCAGAGGGCGUCUGAAUUGGACAUCUCUACUGCCCUCAUCAUUCAAAAAGAACUACAAGCCUGUAGUACAAACCACAGGCAAUGCUGAAAUAAUCCAGGAGAUACCAGCGCUGCUUGAUGUGCGAGCAGUCCCACUGCUUGCAGAAAAUGAGACUUUGCAGCUGCAGCCAAAGACUUACAUCCUCACUUGUGAGAACGACGUCCUGAGAGAUGACGGGGUGAUGUACGCCAAGCGGCUGGAGAAUGCUGGAGUGGAAGUCACACUUGAUCACUUUGAUGACUGCUUUCAUGGCUGUAUGAUAUUCACGAUUUGGCCUACUGAUUUCUCUGCAGGAGUUCAGACCAGAAACAGCUAUAUAAAGUGGCUGGAUGAAAACCUCUGAGGAGAGAGCUUCUCUGGAAGACACUGCGCUCAGCUCUGGUGUCUGUUCUUGUAAGAGAACAAUCAAUGAAAAAGUGCACUUUUCCAAAUGAUGAUUUCAUCCAUUCAGCUGCAACUGGGUCAGACCACAGACCACUAACUGUAGUGUUUACCUGCUCAAUAGGCCUUUGUAACGUAUUUUUCAGACUUCAGGUUCUUUCCUUCCUUUCAGAUGAUUUGCCAGCUAUAAACAAAUGUUGUACAAGGAGAUCAGCAUUCCUGUCACAUUCUUCACUAGCUAAAACUUUCAGGCUUUCUCUCUUAAUUAGGCAUAAAGGCCACAACUUUAGAAAGGGGCCAGGUAAAGCCAAGCACCUACAUCUACGUCUGAAUACUUAUAAAAAGGGAGAACUAAUUUGCAGCAGUGCUGAGCACUUGUUGAUAGAGAAGAAAAGCACGAGCCCUCUCAUUUCUUACAGCAGAGAUGCACAUUUGAAUUACAGGAAUGGAUUUAGGUGUUGGCUUUUAGGCACGCAGAGAAAUGGUUCUUAAAUUAAAAAUAAUAAGAAUUGCUUUUCUGGGCAGUAAAGAUAAUGCUAAGCAAGUCUCGUAGCCAAACACAUCAUUCAGCCUUGGAAUUCAAUCUUAAUGGACUUUUAGUGGCUUAUAUUUUAUAAAAGCACAGAACAGAAUCUAUUUUCAGUAUUUUAAAUUAAAAAACAUUAUAGCAUAUAUAGAAAUACGAAGACUAAAAUACGUAGCUGCAGAAUCUAGGUUGAUUGUGUGAGCUUCAAAGCUGACUUACUUGGCUAAGAGUAUGACACUGAGUUUUUAAAGCCUCAGUUUUGUGACCUCCUCACAGAAAAUACUGAGCGUGCUAAAAAUAAUCUGCUGUGUGGUUUGCACUAUUGUUUGUAAUUAAUGGUAGAAGUCUUUGUUCAUUGACUUUCUUUUGUUCUAGUAGCAUUUACUGUAUUUCAUGCUUCCAGGAAGGAAGGAAACAGCAAACAGAAGUGGGCUCUAAUCUGCACUGGAGAAUUAAAUUGGAACUUUGCUGCUAUACCUCCUCUGUCUUGUAGACUGAACCUUAAGUGGUAGCUAAGAUGAUUUAGCCACUGUGUAGCACAUCUCUGUGGGCUGAGCCCCUCUUUAAUAUUCAGAGAUGCAGAAUAGCAAAGUGAAACCACUUACGACUGUGUCUAUCUUCAGGAUGUUUGCUGCUUGCAGAAAUGAAGGCUAUAUCAAAACGUUGUGCCCAGUCAAUAGGCAAAGAGAAUGGCUGUCCCGUGACUAAGCUAGGGAUUAAAUUCAUUGUCAGCUUUACUGCUGACUUCCUGUAGGAACCCAGGAGAAAAGCUUAAUCUCCUCGUGCCUCACUUUCUUCCCCUGCCACACUGGGAGUAGUCAUUUCCUACCUCACAAAGGAGUUGUGAAGCCAGAUUCACAGACAUUAGUGAGGCACGGGGGUCCAAUGCUGAAUAGCAGGCACUGAACAGACCCCUCAGCUUUUAACUGUCCAUCAUCGUGUAGCAGCUGGCUCAGAGCACUCUGCCCCACUGCAGGCAACGCUGCUGGGAUGCCCGUCCUCCUUGGAAGGGAACUGAUUUCUAUCCUGCCUUGUGUGAAAGAGCAGGAAGCUGAGGGCUGUUACCUGCUGGGGAAUCAGAACAAAAACAACAUCAUGGGAUUAUUUCUGAAAAGUAAAUCAAUCUGCCCUCUGCGAUUUAAAAUAUAUACAGAACAGUCCACUUUCACUGAUGUAUAACUUAAAUAGGAGAACGGAUUUACUCAAUCGCCAAGUCCUAAAAACACCAGGUUGUUAAGGUUGCAGUAUGUAUUAAGCUGCUAAUGGGACAUGGCCUCCAUGUAGACUCAGUCAUGCAGGCUGAACUAAUUUCUGAACACAGGUUCAUGUGGAGGUCACAAGCCAGAGCUGUUUCAGCAGUGGCCCAGAUUCUUUGUCAAAUUAGAUUGUUACAAGGCUCGGUGGAAUUAGAGCAGCCAAGUGACAAUUCAGAUCAGAAUGAACUUGGGCCUGCAUGUCCCCUUAACACUGCAGAAGUAUUCAAUAUUCUUUUUUAAUAUUCAGUCAUCUGUCUUCCCUUCCUCCCCCCACAGACACAACUCAGUAGAUACAAUUUACGCUUAAAAGAGAUAUCAGAGUUCUGUCCAUUCAUAAAUUACUCAUCUUGAAAUGGAGACUGCACAGUGUCCAUUUCACUGUAUGCAAAUGGCUCCACUUACUUGGUUUCGGACUUAGAAUCAAAAUAUGUUCAAAAUAAAUCAAAAUAAGGUUCUCCUGGCUUUCCCACUUCCCUAUGUCAGAAAAGUUGUAAUUUAUAUUAACUUGCAGUCUUUAAAAGAUAGUAGUUGUAAUACUGGGAAAAAAAUGGUUAAUAUUCUUACCAAUUCUAUGGCAACUCCAUUACCUGAGGGCUGUCUGCAGAGCUUUAGAUCAGCCUUUGUUUAUAGCUAAGUUAUAAAUAUCUGCUAUGAAGUUGUAAUGUAUUCACUGCUGUAUUUUAUUUGAUUUUUUAACUGAAAUGGAGAGCUGGAAUAUCUGUUCCUGGAGUUGGUUGUAUAUUUCCUUCAUGCACUGAAGCACAUUAAGUCUUGGCAUUAAGUCUUGGCACAAGAAGUGGUAGUAAGUAUAUAACUGGAUUGAAUGUAUUUACAAAGUCAACACCAGCUUGACCUGACAUCCAAGAUGGCAGCACAGCUUGGAUGAGAUGUUACAGUAUUAACCAGUUCUGUCUUAUACCCUGAUUGCUUAUGCCCUGCAUCUGCAUGGUUUACUACAUAAUGGCUGCAAAGAUGCAUUGCGUUCCCCAUUGCAUACAAAAAGAGGUAAAUUUACAGCUGUCAAAAGACCUUUUGGUAUGUAGCUGCACAGGACACUUGAUUAAAAUUCAGUGUAAACCUUGAAGUAAGUGUUAGUUGCUUUCUCACCUUUCCUCCUGCUUGGUUUUUGGAAAGUUCAGAGUUGCUUCCAGCUGAACUGCUGCAGUCACCCAAGCAGAGCACUAACAGCACCUUGACAGAGGUCUGGUGCCUGUAAGGAAGAAGUUAAUAUUAAUGCAUGUUAAAAAGCUUUAUUUGUUCAUGUGGUGCUUCAUUCUUUAAUGGUCCUCAUUUGAAAAGAGUCUUACAGUCCUGACGUGUUUCUGUGGAUGUGAGUAGCACCUUCAUUCCUUUAGUUUCACAAAGCAGCUUAGGGCACCUUGCACGAUUUAGGAUCAGACGCAGAAACGCUUCUAACGCUAUUUCACAAGUGUGGUGAAAAAUCUGCUUCUAAAAGUUAACUCAAAAUUUGUUUCAUAACCUUUUCAUUAAACAAUCACAGGUAGCUGCUUUCUAAAGAUGAUUUCCUUCCCCCACUACAAUUAAUGUGACUUCAGUCCUACUUCAUGGCUAUGGAAACUGCAUUAGCAGUUCCCCGGAGGUUUCAGCCAACAUUCACAGAACUAAAUGAAGUUUCUGGUUGUGCAGCUUAGAACCUCUUAAAAAACAGGAGUUGAGCAUUUCUCAAAACCCCAACCAAAAUGAAAAUGUUGUAACAGCACAUAAAAUUCACUAAUAAUACCAAUUUGUAUAUGUGUAUCAAUGGGUAUGUGUCUAAUCUCCCAUUAAACAGUGAGAAACUUUCUCCCAUGUUAGAUUAACCUGACAAGCCUCUUAAGCUGCUCUGAUCUGUAAGCUGGUGUAAUUAGUUCUCUUAUUUAUGACGUUCAGAAACCCAAAGUGCAACAUACCUGAUGUAAAUGUGUUCAGUAACUUACAUGUGACUGUUUGCUUGCUUCUUUCCCCCUGCAGGGCAAAGAUCUUGUAAGAUCUAAUUAGCAAAUGUGAUUCAAACGUGGAACCGAAAUGAAGAAGAAAUAAAGUGAAACGUAUCUGCUGCUUUUCUCAAAA